GGCACGUGGGUGGUGGUUGUUACAAAGUUACACCCUAUAGUGGCCAGAAUGGGAAAUUUGUCAAAAUAUCCAUCUAAAAAGGAAAGUAUCAAAGUUAUCAGAUGUAUUUUAGUAUGUAGUGGCUGGCAUACGUUGUUGAUCGUCGAAUGUUGAGUAUAAACACCCGAACGCAUUUUUUGUGGGAGGAAACCUCCUGUACGCAUGAUGUUGCAUUCACCAAACAACAUACCAUCCAAAAUGUGACGUUGUACUGUACGCUAGCAUUUGGCGUAGUCUUCUACGCACGAUAGUAGCUUUCACUCAAAUUACAUUUAAAUGGCUACACUGUACAGCACUGUAUAUCUGUGCUCAAAAUGUACGAAUAGUAACAUUGUUUCCAUGUACUUUGUAACAAACCGCGCUUGAGUCGACUCUGCUUUGCAACCUCAUUGUUAUUUGUACACGAAUCUAUUUGCCCCGACGUUUUUGACACACAUUUGAAAUGAACGAGGAGGAAGACUUUUUGCAGAAAAUAAGGCUGGGGUUUGAAGAACUCUGUCGAGCUUUGAAUAUGGACGUGGAGGCGAGCAACGAAGCAUGGAGGAGUUACGAAAGCAUAAGAAAAAAAUACACAUUAGAGGGCAGUGACCUACACUGGCUGGCCUGUGCCAUUUAUGUGGCCUGUAGAACACCAGUACCAACAGUGGAUAAGGGUACUGCAGAAGGAAACUACGUCUCCCUGACCCGAAUACUCCGCUGUUCAGAACAAAGCCUCAUUGAGUUCUUCAACAAGAUAAAGAAAUGGCAGGAUAUGGCCAGUCUUCCUCAGGACUUCCGCCACAGCACGGAGAAGCUGGAGAGAAAUUUCACAGUUUCCGCCGUCAUCUUCAAGAAAUACGUCCCCAUCUUCAAAGCCAUCUUUAAGGCGCCCUCGGAUGAACCGCCCAGAGUCCACAGGAGCCGCAAACAGAGAUGCCAUCCCUGCACCGUUGCUGAAGUCUUCAACUUCUGCUGGAUUCUGUUUGUCCACGCCAAAGGAAACUUCCCUAUGAUCAGUGAUGACCUAGUGAAUUCGUACCAUCUCCUUCUGUGUGCUCUGGACCUGAUCUUCUCCAACGCCCUGCUCUGUAAUGCCAGGAAGGAGCUGCUCAACCCCAACUUCAAAGGCCUUCCUGAGGACUUCAGCAGUAAGGACUACAAGCCCACUGCAGGGCCUUACUGCUUCAUAGAGCAGCUGUGUGAACUGCAUGAUGGCCUGGUGCUGGAGGCCAAAGGGGUGAAGGAACACUUCUGGAAACCCUUCAUCAGGAGGCUCUUCCAUAAGAAGAUUCUCAAAGGGAAAGAAGAGAGCUUGACUGGCUUCUUAGAUCCUAUGAAUUUUGGAGACAGUUCUGUGUCCAUAGGCCGUGUGUAUGAGGAGCAUGUUCUGGCCACUGGAGGUCUGGAUGAUAGGAUCUUUUUGGGAGAGGGCACCCCAGGCCCCUGUCUCUGUGAGGGAGCGGAGAACCAGGACGCCUCAGCAUACAGACUCUACAACAGUCAGACUGCCUCAGUCCUGAAGGUGUCCACUUCCUUUACGGGUCGUAAUUAUGUCCAGGACAACAGUCUGUGUAUGCCGGUCUCUACUGCCAUGCAGAGUGUUGGUCGACUACACAGCCUGCUCACUGGACUGAAGCGCGGCCCCAGCCGGAGACUCACAGACUUACUGAGGUCGUGUGCCAGAGACCCCAGUGAGGUCAUCUCCACUAGGCUGAAGGACAUGUGUCAGCUCUUCUGCCAGCACUAUGAGGGCAACUGGGAAGAGAACGCAGGACUGGGGAAAGACAUCGCAGUGUACUUCUGCAUGGCAGAGGCGCUCUACUAUAAAACCCUGGAGGCCGUCAUUGACCAGGAGAAGAAGAGACUGGGCAACUUGGAUCUCUCUGGUAUUCUGGAACAGGAUGUGUUCCAGCGCUCUCUGCUGGCCUGCUGUCUGGAGAUUGUCAUCUUCUCCUACCGACCCCCAGGGGACUUCCCACGAAUCAUACACAUUUUCCAGCUCCCUGCAUACCAUUUUUAUAAGGUGAUCGAGGUGCUGGUGCGGGUGGAGCAGGGUCUGUUCAGGAAGGUGGUGAAGCAUCUGAACCAGGUGGAGGAGCAGGUUCUGGAGAGCCUGGCCUGGAGGGGGGGAUCCCCGCUGUGGGACAGCGUCAGGGGGGCCAAGAACCAACCACCCUCCUGCCAGGAGGUGAUGCCACCACAGCAUCUGGAGGAUGGGGACGGAGCCGCCCCUCUCACCCCCAGCAACCGUGGCACUGACCUGGGCGCCAACCGUGGUGGGAAAGGUGUGUCCACCUCCACCACCACCAUGUUGGACCGCUACAGCUGCCCCACCACGGGCUCGGCCAGGAGACGGCUGUUUGUGGAUGUGUCCUGCGACGCCCCCUCGGACCCCUCCACCACCAACCUCACUACCAACCUCAGGACCUCCCAGGCCAUCCCUGCUGGACAGACUGUGGUCACCAUGGCAACGGCCACAGUUACCACUAACAACGGACAGACGGUCACCAUACCUGUGCAAGGAAUAGCCAAUGAGAACGGAGGCAUCACCUUCAUCCCUGUCAAGGUAAGUGUGACGGGACAAGGUACGCUCCAGCCCCUGUCUGCCCAGUCCCUGACUGGCACUUUGACCAGCCAACCACAGACCACCACCCUGAAAAGUCCCACUCUCCAGGGCAGCCACGCCGCCGGCAAGCCAAUCGAGAAGCCGGCAGCCCAGGGCCCGUCCAAUAACGGGCCUCAGAAAAAGAGUUCCCUCUCGCUGUUCUUCCGCAAGGUGUACCACCUGGCCAGUGUGCGUCUCAGAGACAUGUGUGCCAAGCUGGACAUCUCUAGUGAGCUACGGAGGAAGAUCUGGACAUGUUUCGAGUACUCUCUGGUGCACUACACAGAGCUCAUGAUGGACCGACACCUAGACCAGCUCCUCAUGUGUGCUGUGUACGUCAUGACCAAGGUGACCAAAGAGGACAAGUCCUUCCAGAACAUCAUGAAGUGUUACCGCUCUCAGCCCCAGGCUAGCAGCAGCGUCUACAGGAGUGUGUUGAUCUCUGGGAGGAAGAGACGUCACUCAGGAAGCAGUGAGAGAAAUGGACAGAGCUCUCCUACAGAGACCAGCCAUGAGGGAAGUGGAGACAGCAGCCCCGUACCCAUGCGUUCCACCAGCACCCUACCCACCCCUCAGCCUGGCAGCACCCCAUCCACCCCCACCCUGGCCCCCUCCACCUUCCUCUCUACAUCCUCAUCCCUCCCUCCCUCCCAGCAGCAGGAUGAUGAAGGGGGAGUGGUGGUGGGGGGGAGGGUGGAGGAGCGAGGAGACCUCAUCCACUUCUACAACCGGGUCUACAUCAAACAGAUGCGCCACUUUGCCCUGCGCUACUCGCCCAGCUCAUCCUCUGCAGGGCUAGAGUCUCCUCCCCUGUGCCUGUACCCCUCCCUGAGGACCAGCUCCCCUCGCAGGGUCCUCCUGUCCCACAACCACUCCAUCUAUAUCUCCCCCCAUAAGGCUAGUGACAGCCCCCCCACCGCUACCGCACAGGACAAGAUAUUCUACUACAUCUGCAGCGGCCCAGCCAACCGCCUGGCGGAGAUCAACAGUAUGAUCCGCACCGGGGAGACGCCCACCAAGAAGCGCAGUAUGCAGCUGGAGGAGGAGCCAUCUCCCAAGAGGUUGUGUCCGGACAACCAGACAGCCCUCUUCCGCAGGCUACAAGACGUGGCCAACGAUCGUAGCUCCUCCCACUAAGGUUGAACACACCCCCUUCAGAACACACCACUGGCUGAAGUCGGGAGUCACUAUACUAGACUGCCAUGUUAGAAACAAAUAAACUGGCAACAUCAUCAAUAUCAAAAUUGAUGAGGAUACAUUUGUUUUUCAUAAAGGAUAAGAUCUUCUAGUCUAAGGUUAGGAUGAUGGUUUAAUUUCAGAGUUAGCCUAGUGGUUGGUAGUUAAACAUCAGAUUUUAGGUUACUUCCAUCUAUUCUAGCAUGGCCAGAUUGUGUCCCUUAACACCAUAUUUUUCUAUAUACACCGAGUGCACAAAAUAUUAGGAACACCUCCUAAUGUUGAGUUGCACCCCCCAUUUUGCCCUCAAAACAGUCUCAAUUCAUUGGGGCAUGGACUACAAGGUGUCGAAAGCAUUCCAAAGGGAUGCUGGCUGAUGUUGCCUCCAAUGCUCCCCACAGUUGUAUCAAGUUUGCUGGAUGUCCUUUGGAUGGUGGACCAUUCUUGAUACACACAGGAAACUUGAGAGUGAAAAUCCCGGCGGCGUUGCAGUUCUUGACACACUCAGUGGUGCGCC
Molecule: messenger RNA, 4316 nt
Organism: Oncorhynchus tshawytscha (Chinook salmon)
Lineage: Eukaryota; Metazoa; Chordata; Actinopteri; Salmoniformes; Salmonidae
Gene: rbl2
Product: retinoblastoma-like 2 (p130)
Exons: 21
Coding region: 482-3760 (1092 amino acids)
Biological process (GO): negative regulation of G1/S transition of mitotic cell cycle; cell differentiation; regulation of transcription by RNA polymerase II
Cellular component (GO): transcription regulator complex; nucleus; chromatin
Molecular function (GO): RNA polymerase II transcription regulatory region sequence-specific DNA binding
Source: RefSeq, a predicted model, not a curated record